CGACGUCGCACGCGCAAAUAAAACAAUAUGGGUUGCGGCACUUGUGUUAAAGUUAUAGUUUUCAUCACCAAUAUAUUACUUGCAUUGGCGAGCUUGGCGCUGAUCGGCGUCGGCGUUGCGGCGUUACUAAUCGUACACGGAGAUGGCCCCAUCGUUGUCAUCGUUGUCGGCGCCAUUGCCUUCGUCAUCUCGUUCCUGGGCUGCUGUGGUGCCUUAAUGGACAGCCAGUGCAUGUUGUUCUCCUAUUCAAUCCUGCUGAUCAUCCUGAUGAACCUGAAGACCGCAUUGGCGACGACGAUCGUGGUGGCUCAGGACUCCAUUAAGACCACAGCCACGGCUCUGCUGCAGCAGCAGUUCGAAACUGACAACCAGUCCAUAUCCUGGAUUGAGGACGCGUUGAAGUGUUGCGGCACGCACGGCGCCCGCUCGUACCCGUACCUGAAGCUGCCGGUGUCUUGUUGCAACGAAGACAACUGCACCAUCGUCAACGCGUACCCUGGCUGCAACGGUGCGCUAAAUGAGUUCGUCGAGGACUUCGGACUGGGCACCGCUGGCUGCUGCGUGCUGCUGGUCGCCAUUGAGUUCAUUGCAGUGAUCUUCGCCCUUUACCUGGCCAACUACGUGGCAAACAAGUAUAAGAGCCGCUACUGAUUUGAUUGGUACCGGGCGUGGUGGAGGAACUAGAAGCGGUGAUCACGCUCGUGGCACAAAUGUGAAGUUUAGCGGGCCAACAUUUUCAUACUGUUGAACACCAGUGGUACACCACUCACAUUUCACAACUACUUGUGUCUAGCUAAGACUAGUUUAGUUUUUAGUUGGAACGUUGUGUACAAUGCUGUAGAAACCAAGCUAAGUAUUAGGUAGGUACUGCCAAUUUAACCACUUGUUACUUGGCGGGUUGUCUUUUUCACGAAUCAAGCAUUUCACUUUAUUUUGUAAAUAAGUAGGUAAGUAUGUACUUUUUACAUUAAUGCUUUUAAAUACCUGGUUAUUUAUGUUACAAGUUUGUAAGUUAUUUUGUAAAUAAGUAUGUACUGUUUACAUUAAUGUUUAUAAAUGACUGGUUAUUUAUGGUACAAGUUUGUAAGUAGUUGUACUUUAUUGUGCGAACUUAGUUUUCGGGUGUAUUUUAUAAUAUAGGGUUUUAUGCGUGUUGGGGCUGUAUUGUAAUAGUUAUCUGUUUUACAAGAGGGCAAAGAUGUUGUUUAACCCCUCGUGAUAAUAUUGAUAGGUACCCGAUUAAGCGACAUUUCAAAAAUUCAACCACGAGCAUA
This is a messenger RNA of Cydia strobilella, 1274 nucleotides long. RefSeq names its product 23 kDa integral membrane protein-like. The record is from RefSeq and is a predicted model, not a curated record. Lineage: Eukaryota; Metazoa; Arthropoda; Insecta; Lepidoptera; Tortricidae. Gene Ontology annotation, cellular component: plasma membrane. The coding region runs from base 28 to 651 and encodes 207 amino acids. The transcript has 6 exons.